Molecule: messenger RNA, 570 nt
Organism: Chelmon rostratus (copperband butterflyfish)
Lineage: Eukaryota; Metazoa; Chordata; Actinopteri; Chaetodontiformes; Chaetodontidae
Product: gamma-crystallin M3-like
Exons: 3
Coding region: 16-570 (184 amino acids)
Biological process (GO): visual perception; lens development in camera-type eye
Molecular function (GO): structural constituent of eye lens
Source: RefSeq, a predicted model, not a curated record
ACUAAAACCAUCACCAUGGGCAGGAUUAUUUUCUAUGAGGACAGGAACUUCCAGGGUCGGUCCUAUGAAUGCAGCACUGACUGCUCCGACAUCCACAUGCACCUGAACCGCUGCAACUCCUGCAGGGUGGAACACGGGUGCUUCGUGGUGUACGACCGGCCCAACUUCAUGGGUAAUCAGGUGUUCUUGAGGAGAGGGGAGUACUCCGAUUUUCAGCGCAUGGGGAGCAUGAUGGGCAUGAUGGGCAUGGCGAUGAUGGAUAACAUUCGCUCUUGUCGCAUGAUCCCCAUGCACAGGGGACAGUUCAGGAUGAGGAUCUAUGAAAGGGAGAACUUCGGAGGCCAGACGCAAGAGCUGAUGGACGACUGCGAGUCCCUCCAGGAUCGGUACUAUAUGUCUGACUGCCAGUCCUGCAACGUGAUGGACGGCCACUGGCUGAUGUUCGAGCAGGCCAACUACCGAGGCCGUAUGAUAUACGUGAGGCCAGGAGAGUACAGGAACCUCCGCGAGAUGGGUAUGAGCAACAUGACAAGAGUCAGCUCCAUCAGACGCAUCAUGGAUAUCUGCUGA